Diaporthe citri is the source of this 2394-nucleotide messenger RNA. RefSeq lists its product as uncharacterized. Lineage: Eukaryota; Fungi; Ascomycota; Sordariomycetes; Diaporthales; Diaporthaceae. Gene Ontology annotation, molecular function: ATP binding; nucleic acid binding. The transcript has a single exon. Gene Ontology annotation, biological process: ribosome biogenesis. The record is from RefSeq and is a predicted model, not a curated record. The coding region runs from base 1 to 2394 and encodes 797 amino acids. Gene Ontology annotation, cellular component: nucleus.
AUGGCUGAUGAUCUGGUCCUCAACCUGGCCCCUAUUGGGGACAGCUCAUUCGCUGCCAAGAAGGUCAAAUAUGUCGGAGGUUCUUGGAGAGAUCGCCGCCGUGCUCAGAAGAAGGACACUGCCCGCGAGAACGAGAGGACGGGCUCGACAUCGAAACCCCCACCCACCGACGGUGCCUCUGCUCAACAUUCCGCUGGUUUCUCCUCAGAUCGACCUCCGAAGCGACAAAGGACCGAUCAUGGGCCCACCAGCCGCCCGGGCGGCAACCACCACGACCCCUCUAAGCCGUUCCAAGUCACCUCCAAGCUCUUCACCUACAACCCGACGGCCAAGACCGUCUUCGAUGACGCCGCCCCGGCGAACGAGCCCGAGCCGGCGGCUCCUUCGAAUGCGCCUCUGUCCGAGGAGGCCUCCAAUUUCCAUGCGCUAGGCUUGUCGCGGAGGAUAGCCCAGCACCUGUCGUCGAAGCUCGAGAUGAAGGCGCCCACGUCGAUCCAGAAGAACACCAUACCGCAGCUCGUCGAGGGGGACGACGACGCUUUCCUGCAGGCGCAGACAGGUUCCGGAAAGACUCUGGCAUAUCUACUUCCAAUAGUGCAACGGAUCGUAGCCCUGAGCCGCAACGAUGAUGGGAGUACUACGGGUGCGAAUGUACACAGGAAUUCGGGCUUAUUUGCCAUUAUUCUUGCGCCGACUCGAGAGCUGUGCAAGCAGAUAUCUGUCGUGUUGGAAAAGCUACUGCGCUGCUGCCCAUGGAUCGUUAGCACCACCGUCAUGGGAGGCGAGAGCAAGCACUCGGAGAAGGCUCGUAUUCGCAAGGGCUGCAAUAUCCUCGUCGCCACGCCUGGCCGUCUGACAGAUCACCUGGAGAACACCAAGAUUCUCGAUGUUGGAACAGUUCGGUGGCUCAUACUUGACGAGGGUGAUAGGAUGAUGGAGAUGGGUUUCGAACAAGAUCUCAAACAGAUCGUGACAGCGAUCCGAGAGGAGCCACUGAAGGAGAAGAACAAGGAGGGCGUGUUGCUCACAAAGGCCAUGCCAAAGAGAAGGGUAACAGUCCUCUGUUCCGCAACGAUGAAGUCAAAUGUCAACAAGCUCGGCGAGAUCAGUCUGCAGGACGCUGUCCUCAUAACUGCCUCCAAUUCCAAGGACGACGCCGAAGAAAAUGCGAAGACAGAAGCGAUUUUCGCCGCACCGGCUCAGCUGAAGCAGACAUAUCUGGUUGUCCCAGCCAAACUGCGCUUGGUCACACUCAUCGCCUUCCUGAAGGACGCUUUCGCACGGAAAGGCUCUGUAAUGAAGGCAAUCGUCUUCAUAUCCUGCGCCGACUCGGUUGAUUUCCACUUCGACAUACUCAAGUCCACUACGUCAGCGCAACUGCCAGCGCAGACUUCACAGGGCAAACCAGAUCACACGGCCACAACUGUACAUCCUGCUGGCUACAUUACGUCCCCGGCCAACCCGACCGUCCUGCUUCACAAGCUCCACGGCUCUCUCAACCAGCAGAUGCGCACUUCGACGCUCCGCUCCUUCUCAACCUGCAAAGACCCUGCUGUGCUCAUCACAACCGACAUUUCCUCUCGAGGUCUCGACGUCCCUGCCGUGGAAUUAAUCAUCGAGUAUGACCCGGCCUUUGCCAUUGCGGACCAUGUCCAUCGUAUCGGGCGUACGGCUCGUGCAGGGCGGCCCGGAAAGGCCGCCUUGUUCCUGCUGCCCGGCUGCGAGGAAGGCUACAUCGGCAUGUUGCCUACCACGCCUCCGGCGGUAGCCCAGUCUUACGAGACUGUCCUUCAAAAGGGCUUUUCCACCUCAGUGGCGCUUCCUCCCGUCCCGGGCAAGGACGAGGAGGAGCAGGAACAGCAACAGCAACCACCACAGAAACAAUCCCCACACGCCAGGGCAGAGGCCCUACAGCUGCACCUCGAGCAGCGCAUCCUGGCGUCGGAGCCGCCCAAGCCAGCCCCGACCAAGGGCGGCAGGAAGCCAACGCCGGCGCCGAAACCGCAGCAGGGCUCCGGGGCGGCGAUCAUCGACUCGGCCCGGCAGGCGUUCAGGUCGCACGUGCGCGCCUACGCCACCCACGUCAAGGAGGAGCGGCACGUGUUCGACAUCCAGCAGCUGCACCUGGGCCACAUCGCCAAGAGCUACGGGCUGAGGGAGGCGCCGGGCGGCAUCGGAGGGGGCGUGCAGAAGCGCACGCACAAGAAGGGAGCCGGCGCGCAGCAGCAGCAGGCUGGCGGCAACGCUUCUGCUGGCUCUGGCGGCGGUGCUAAGAGGAAGGCCGACUUCAUGGACGAUGCGGACGGUGGUGACGUGGAUGCGGCGGCUGCCAAGAGGAAGAUGGAGGAGAUGCUUAGGAAGAUGAACGCGGCCAGCGAGUUCAAUAUUGCAUAG